UCCAUCAUCCGUGAAACAGAGGAAUUGACGCGUAGCCAUCAGGGCCCGCUUCCUCGAAACGUUACUACUCCCAUCUUCUUCCCCACGAUAGCCUCAAUCAAAUACUGAACUAUUCACUGUUCAGCCUCCCCAAAUCUGUUCCUUCUUGUGACUUUCAUGGCGUCCGCCACUCGUACCCCGCACUGCCGGCUGCGGUCCCCGAGAUCCGCUACUAGGUCGAGGGGAUCGCAAUCUGGUCCGGUUCAGGUUUCGGUCCCCAAACCCAAAACGACGGCGGAGUCAGAAAGCACCAACAUCGUAUUGCAGCCGCGGUUGAGUAAUUUGAGAGCAUACGGCUCUGAUCGAGUCGGGGUGAUCAAGACUAGGAACGAAGGCGAUGAUGGUGCCGAUGGCGUGUCCCCGUUCUUCGUGACGCUGUCCGACUACAUUGAGAGCUAUAAGAAAAGCCAGGAUUUCGAGAUCAUCUCUGGUCGCCUCGCUAUGAUGGUGUUUGCAGUGACGGUAACAAAAGAAUUAAUGACGGGAAGCUCCGUGUUCGGGAAAAUGGACAUCGAAGGACUAACAGAAGCAGGAGGGGUGUGCUUGGGUGCAGUAGCAUGCGCGGCUCUGUUUGCAUGGUUCUCCAGCGCCCGAACCAGAGUUGGUCGAAUCUUAUCCGUCGGCUGCAACUCCUUCAUCGACUCCGUGAUUGAUCAGAUCGUCGAUGGCUUGUUCUAUGAAAGCGAUUGGUCUGACGAACUCUAAUCCCUUGUAUAUAUACUGCGUCCUACUCCCUUCCCUGUGUUGUGUCUUCGCUUUUCUUGUGUUUGUUAUUUCUGGACACAAGUUGCAGACUGGAGUUAACGUCGAAGAUGGAUGGGAGUAAAUCGGCAAAUAAUAAUGACGCUACGGGAGAAGCUUAGUAAAAAUUAUAUAUCAAACCAAAAUAUUCUAAGUGCCUUUUUUUCUUCCAGUAAAAUUGUAUACCCUCCCUUUCUCCAAAUUAUUAAGCUGCUAGUUGACCGGUUUAGUUUUAA
Messenger RNA from Prosopis cineraria, 1016 nucleotides. RefSeq names its product stress enhanced protein 2, chloroplastic. NCBI's taxonomy places the organism in Eukaryota, Viridiplantae, Streptophyta, Magnoliopsida, Fabales, Fabaceae. The transcript is spliced from 2 exons. Gene Ontology annotation, biological process: cellular response to high light intensity. Bases 157 to 744 code for a protein of 195 amino acids. The record is from RefSeq and is a predicted model, not a curated record.